UGUAACACUAAUGAUGUAUUCACCGCUAAACUAGAAACUCUUCUUCCUUCACAAGGCACCUACUCUUUAAUGACCCUUUUAAAUAUUAAAGAAAAUCAUGCUAAAAUGGAUGCUAAUUUAGUAGCUGUUAAAAAAGCAAUGAAAUCCGAUGCCGAUUGGACCAUCGACCAAGCAUCAUUAGAAACCGUUUACCCACAUGUUUCUGCCGAUUUAAAAAAUAGUUUUGGUCAUAUUUUUGCAGGUGUUGUCGAAAAAGUUACAGCCAAUCUUGCUAAACUUUGUGCUGAUGAAAUGGUAUUAGAAGCUGUUCAAGAAGCCACCUCAAAUCGUACUAUUGUUAUUAAACACAAUGCCACACAAAACGGGUAUUGGUUAUGGUCAUUCGAAAACGGUAAUUUAGUUAUUUCAUUCAAAUCCAUUACCAAUACCAACGAUGUUCAAACUUUCGAUUUCAUAAAAUUUUUAUAA
Molecule: messenger RNA, 468 nt
Organism: Dictyostelium purpureum
Lineage: Eukaryota; Evosea; Eumycetozoa; Dictyosteliales; Dictyosteliaceae
Exons: 1
Source: RefSeq, a predicted model, not a curated record